Molecule: messenger RNA, 2558 nt
Organism: Tripterygium wilfordii
Lineage: Eukaryota; Viridiplantae; Streptophyta; Magnoliopsida; Celastrales; Celastraceae
Product: protein PSK SIMULATOR 2-like
Exons: 12
Coding region: 207-2012 (601 amino acids)
Biological process (GO): positive regulation of growth
Source: RefSeq, a predicted model, not a curated record
GAGAAAGAAGAUCAAAAAAGGAUGGUCCAUCGCUCAGUCAACCUUGGCAUUCAUCUCAUACAUCACCGAACCAGACCUUCAUUCUUGCACGAAACACGUUUACAUUUCUCAAUAGCAAUCCAAGCAACAAUCGUCCUCUCUCUGUGAAUUAGAUUGUCUCUCUGAAUCUGUGAUUAGGAGUCUUCGAUUAUUACCUGACAGUACAAAUGGGAGCUGUUUGUUCUGGCGGCUUCGCAGAGCCAACAAGAAGGCUUGGGAAGAAGGAUUUGGGGUUUUCUGGGAAGUUGAAGUCGACGAAGAGCUGUACUAAGUCGAAAGAGAAUUCUCGUCCGAAUUCAAAUGUCGAUCGUGGCGGUAAGACGCCUUUCACGUAUGAUUCUGGUGAGUUGCAACCUUCUAGGGAAUUGAAACCAUCGACGCUGGACAGGACGAAGGCGGCCUAUAAGAACUCAUUUCUGGGAAAAGCUAGCACUGUUGGACUGGAAGUUCUAGACACUCUUGGAAGUAGCAUGUCCAACUUGAACUCCAACAGUGGGUUUAUUUCUGGCAUGGCUUCAAGAGGGAAUAAAAUAUCCAUGUUGUCAUUUGAAGUAGCUAAUACAAUAGCCAAAGGUGGAAAUUUGUUUCGCUCUCUUUCAGAAGAAAAUAUCCAGGUUCUGAAGAAAGAGAUAUUGCAUUCAGAAGGAGUACAACUAUUAGUCUCAACAGAUAUGAAGAAGUUGCUAAGUAUUGCUGCUUCUGAUAAAAGGGAGGAACUUGAAAUUUUCUCGAGGGAAGUCAUUAGAUUUGGAGAUCUAUGUAAAGAUCCUCAAUGGCACAACCUGGGUCGAUACUUCUCAAACUUGGAUUCAGACAAUUCAGUCGAUGGACAGUUUAAAAUCGAGGCGGAAAUGAAAAUGAAAGACUUGACUUCCCUGGCUCAGCUUACUUCUGAAUUGUAUCAUGAGUUACAUGCUCUGGACCGAUUUGAGCAAGAUUUUAAGCGGAAAAUUGAGGAAAUGGAUGCCUCACAGCUCUCUCGAAGAGGGGAAAGUCUCUUGAUCUUACAAAGUGAGCUGAAACAACAAAGAAAGCUUGUAAGGAACUUGAAAAAGAAGUGUCUUUGGUAUAGAAGUUUGGAGGAGAUUGUGGAGAAACUUGUUGAUAUUGUCACCUAUAUACAUCUGGCUAUCGUGGAAGUAUUUGAGGCUGAUGGUACCACAUUGGCCAGUGAAGAGCCCAGGAAGACUUCUCAGAGAUUAGGGGUAGCUGGUCUUGCAUUGCACUAUGCUAAUGUCAUCAAUCAGAUAGAUAACAUUGCAUCUCGCCCAGCCUCCCUUCCUCCUAAUACAAGGGACUCGAUGUAUCAUGGUUUGCCUGACAGUGUUAAGAAAGCCCUACGAUCACGAUUGCAGAAAGUUAAUGCCACAGAAGAGCUUUCUGUUGCUCAGGUGAAAGACGAAAUGGAAAAGACUCUGCAGUGGCUUGUACCUGUUGCCACAAACACAACCAAAGCACAUCAAGGUUUUGGAUGGGUUGGAGAAUGGGCAAACGCUGGAAACGAUAACACUCAUAAUAACCUCAUCCCCCUCCAGACACUUUAUCAUGCGGAUAAGCAAAAGGUUGACCACUACAUUCUUGAAUCGGUGACGUGGCUUCACCGUUUGAUAAGCUUAGUAAGACAAAGGGAUCAUGGUGUCAAUGCUUUGCCUGUUCGGUCUCCAAAUCCUAAAGGACUGUUUUUCAGCAACAAGAUGCAGCGAUAUUUAUCUCUCAACCAUGGCCAAACCCACAAAAUUCUACUAUCUCAAGAAGAUAUUAAUUUGUUAGACAAGACAAGUAGGAGGAGAUUAGUUCCAGGAAUAAGCAAAAGUCAGGAAUUUAGAGUGACCACAAAGAGAGGUGGCAGAGUUUGGGCAUUGAGUAGGAGCACUGGAAGCUCCCCUAUUAGGGAGUUGGGUACUAGACAGCAUUUGGGACAUCCAAAUACCAACAUUCUGGAUGUUAUGGAUGGAUUAGAUUCAUCAUAUUGAAAGCCUUCUUGAUUAAAUACCAUAAUAGGCAUCCUGUGUUAUUUCUUGGAUAAUUUUUUCUUGUAUAUUUUUUGUAUAACUUUUUUUUUUCCUUUAUUUUUGUACAUAUCCUUAAAUAUCAUGUUAUGCAUAUAACAUAUGGCCUUAGAAUACCUAAUAGUGAUAUUGAAAUCAUGUCCGACUGUGUAUGAGAAGGAUCCCCAGAACUUGCUGCUGCUGGUUUCCAAUUACGAGAUUCCCUGAGAUUUUGGACCCUUUGGCAGCUCCUCCCCUCAGAAAGUGAGAACAGGAUGUAUGCAUACGCUGCUAGUGCCUAUUGAGAUGUCAAUUUAGUUGUGCUCUUUGCUAUUGAUUCUAGUUGCCAGGGAAUUGAGUUAUAUACUAGUCAUUACCCUUUCGUUUUUUGGUAUGUGGUGCACAAUUUAUGGCAAUCUAUAUGUAUUCUAGCUAUAGACAGUUGAGCAUGUGUCUUUUAGUUGUACUGCAAACUUCUUGUCCAAGUAAUUAAGUUGCUUGAAAUAACAUUGUUGUUUUUUUUUUCUUUUU